AUGAAGAGGAUUGAGUUUUCCGAGCCGAUCUCGAUUUCCGGAACUAAUGCGAAAUUUUCGCCUCUUGGAAAGUAUUUGGCAUUCGUCUAUGCAAACAAGAUCUGCGUUCUCCAAAGUGACAGUCUCCAAACGCUGACCAUUCUAACGACCAUCGAUCAAGUGAAACACUUCGAAUGGAGUCCCGACUCGCAACUGAUCCUUGCCGUCAUGCCCGGGCGAAACAAACUUCAAGCCUUCGACAUUACCGAUAGCAAAUGGACAUGUUCCAUCGAUGCAGGGCCGCUUGGGUUAGAGUGGGCUACAUUUUCGCCAGACUCGAGGCAUAUCAUUUACGCCAACGAAUUUCAUUUGAUGCUUUCUGUCGUUUCUCUUGUCGACAAAUCUGUGAGGACUAUUGAGUGGCCGAAAAACCCGGCCGAGAACUUGAAGUUUACCCCUUGUGGUAGCUUGAUGAUUGUAGGUGAACGGAAAAACACAAAGCAUCAAGACGCGAUCUCCGUGAUUCGACUAUCUGACUGGAAACUCGACGAGCAUUUCGAGACGGAAACGCAAGAUUUCAAAUCAAUCCAAUUAGACCUUACCGGCGGAGCAAUCGCCCUUUCUGACCCUCUUCCAGAGCCAAGGGUAACCAUCUAUUCAAUUACUGGGCAGAAAUACGCAACAGUUGAUUCUGGUUGCAAUUCAAUUUGCAAAUUCUCCCCGACUUCACAGUUUCUCGCGAUUGAAAAUUCUUUCAAAAUUGAUAUCUUAAACACGAUUACUUGGACAAAGAUUGCUGUGUGCUCCGCGGAAACAAAUCCAGCAGAAGUUGUUUACGAAGAAACAACCAAUGGAUUCACUGUCUCAAGGAAACAUUUCGACAAUUAUAUCAGUGACGAAGAAGCUCCUAACUUCACACAUACCAAGUUCUCUGCAACGAAUCGCUAUCUUUCGACCGUCCAAGGCCAAUGCGUUUUGAUCUUCAGUGUUGAAUUCAUGCAAACUGUUGUGGGAAUUUAUUUCAAAGAAAAAGUGAAGGCGAUUGAAUGGAGCCCAGUCGAGAAUCGACUCAGCAUCGGAACGAGCAAUGGAAACCUGUAUCUUUGGAGUCCAGGAGGAACAAUGCUGGUAAAAGUGCCCCACCACGGCAUCAACACAAAGAAACUCAUGUGGAAUCAAACUGGCGAGAGCUGCAUAAUCUACUCCAAGGACAAAUGCUCGAUUGCCUUUUUUGAUGGCGAUGAGAAAGAAAAAUCGGCAAAGAUGGCGACUCCUGAGCCACUUGGAAAGGCAAACUUGAACAUUAUCAACCGAGCUUGA
Molecule: messenger RNA, 1299 nt
Organism: Oikopleura dioica
Lineage: Eukaryota; Metazoa; Chordata; Appendicularia; Copelata; Oikopleuridae
Source: the annotation of a GenBank genome assembly